Betta splendens (Siamese fighting fish) is the source of this 4864-nucleotide messenger RNA. It is a transcript of the gene sf3b3, whose product is annotated as splicing factor 3b, subunit 3. The transcript is spliced from 27 exons. Gene Ontology annotation, molecular function: U2 snRNA binding; protein binding. Lineage: Eukaryota; Metazoa; Chordata; Actinopteri; Anabantiformes; Osphronemidae. Gene Ontology annotation, biological process: mRNA splicing, via spliceosome. Gene Ontology annotation, cellular component: U2 snRNP; nucleus. The record is from RefSeq and is a predicted model, not a curated record. Bases 184 to 3837 code for a protein of 1217 amino acids.
GAAGUCUCUCAUUUCAGUCAGGCACUGUGUCGGCCACUUCACGCGACAGAGUUUGUGAGGAAGGACCCAAAAACGGCGGCUUGUCGUCGGCUUCCCGGAGUCUGUUUGUAUACAUGAAACUUUAUCCAACUGAAAUCAACGUCAUCUUACUAAAAAACCCGAAGAACCCGCUGAGACGGAACCAUGUUUCUGUACAACAUAACACUGCAGCGUGCCACUGGCAUCACCCAUGCGAUCCAUGGAAACUUCUCAGGAACCAAGAUGCAGGAAAUUGUUGUUUCUAGGGGAAAGAUCCUAGAAUUAUUGCGACCAGAUGCCAACACAGGAAAGGUGCACACUCUGCUCACAGUAGAGGUGUUUGGCAUCGUCAGAUCUCUCAUGGCUUUCAGACUUACUGGAGGAACCAAAGAUUACAUUGUUGUUGGAAGUGACAGCGGUCGGAUUGUCAUCUUGGAAUAUCAUCCUUCAAAAAACAUGUUUGAAAAGAUCCACCAAGAAACAUUUGGAAAGAGUGGCUGCCGCCGCAUCGUCCCUGGGCAGUUCCUAGCCGUUGACCCCAAAGGCAGAGCUGUUAUGAUAGGAGCAAUAGAGAAACAGAAGCUGGUGUAUAUCCUGAACAGAGACGCAGCUGCAAGACUGACCAUCUCUUCUCCAUUGGAAGCACAUAAAGCAAACACACUGGUGUACCAUGUUGUUGGAGUAGAUGUUGGCUUUGAAAAUCCAAUGUUUGCCUGCUUAGAGAUGGACUAUGAGGAAGCUGACAACGACCCAACAGGAGAAGCUGCUGCCAACACGCAACAAACCCUCACGUUUUAUGAACUGGACCUAGGAUUAAAUCACGUUGUCCGCAAAUACAGUGAAGCUUUAGAAGAGCAUGGAAAUUUCCUUAUCACUGUACCUGGGGGUUCUGAUGGUCCCAGUGGAGUUUUGAUCUGUUCGGAAAAUUACAUCACUUACAAAAACUUUGGAGACCAGCCUGAUAUCCGCUGUCCCAUCCCUCGACGCAGGAAUGACCUGGAUGACCCUGAGCGUGGGAUGAUAUUUGUCUGUUCAGCCACCCACAAGACCAAGUCAAUGUUCUUCUUUCUUGCCCAGACUGAACAGGGAGACAUUUUUAAGGUUACUCUGGAAACCGAUGAAGAAAUGGUCACAGAAAUCAGGCUAAAGUACUUUGACACGAUUCCGGUGGCGACAGCCAUGUGUGUCCUGAAGACUGGCUUCCUCUUUGUUUCUUCAGAGUUUGGGAACCAUUAUCUUUACCAAAUUGCCCAUUUGGGUGAUGAUGACGAAGAGCCAGAAUUUUCCUCUGCAAUGCCACUGGAAGAGGGAGACACGUUCUUUUUUCAGCCCCGCCCCCUAAAAAACCUGGUGCUUGUAGAUGAACAGGAGAGUUUAUCUCCCAUCAUGUCCUGUCAGAUUGCUGAUUUGGCCAAUGAAGACACACCACAGCUAUAUGUGGCCUGUGGACGAGGACCUAGGUCUACUCUGAGGGUCCUUAGACAUGGACUGGAGGUGUCAGAGAUGGCUGUGUCAGAACUGCCCGGUAAUCCCAAUGCUGUGUGGACAGUCCGCAGACACGUUGACGAUGAGUUUGAUGCCUACAUCAUCGUGUCCUUCGUCAAUGCUACUCUGGUACUGUCCAUCGGGGAAACUGUGGAAGAAGUGACGGAUUCAGGAUUUUUGGGAACAACUCCCACUCUCUCCUGCUCUCUGCUUGGUGAGGAUGCCCUGGUUCAGGUGUAUCCAGACGGCAUCCGUCAUAUCCGAGCAGACAAGCGUGUGAAUGAGUGGAAGACGCCUGGUAAAAAAACGAUUGUUCGCUGUGCUGUGAACCAGCGGCAGGUUGUUAUUGCCCUCACUGGAGGGGAGCUGGUCUACUUUGAAAUGGACCCGUCUGGUCAGCUGAACGAGUACACAGAGCGGAAGGAGAUGUCUGCAGACGUGGUGUGUAUGAGUUUGGCUAAUGUUCCACCUGGCGAGCAGCGCUCCCGUUUUCUGGCCGUGGGACUUGUUGAUAACACCGUCCGAAUCAUCUCCCUGGACCCAUCGGACUGCCUACAGCCUCUCAGUAUGCAGGCCCUACCUGCCCAGCCAGAGAGUCUGUGUAUUGUUGAGAUGGGAGGGGUUGAGAAACAAGAUGAACUUGGCGAAAAGGGAACUAUCGGCUUUCUUUACCUCAACAUAGGAUUGCAGAACGGUGUGCUGCUGAGAACUGUUUUGGAUCCAGUGACAGGUGACCUGUCAGAUACCAGAACACGCUACCUGGGUUCCCGACCUGUCAAACUUUUCAGAGUUAGGAUGCAGGGACAGGAAGCUGUGUUGGCCAUGUCCAGCCGAUCCUGGCUCAGCUAUUCAUACCAAUCUCGCUUUCAUCUGACCCCUCUGUCAUACGAGACCCUGGAGUAUGCCUCUGGCUUUGCCUCUGAGCAGUGUCCAGAAGGUAUAGUGGCAAUCUCCACUAACACAUUGAGAAUCUUGGCUUUGGAGAAAUUAGGAGCAGUCUUCAACCAGGUGGCUUUUCCCCUGCAAUAUACUCCCAGGAAAUUUGUAAUCCACCCAGAAACCAACAACCUGAUUUUAAUUGAGACUGACCACAAUGCCUACACUGAGGCGACUAAAGCGCAGAGGAAGCAACAGAUGGCUGAGGAAAUGGUGGAAGCUGCUGGCGAGGAUGAAAGAGAACUGGCUGCUGAGAUGGCCGCUGCAUUCCUCAAUGAGAAUCUCCCUGAAGCCAUUUUCGGUUCUCCUAAAGCUGGAGCAGGACAGUGGGCAUCACUGGUUCGUCUCAUCAACCCCAUACAGGGUUCGACUCUGGACCAGGUGCAGCUGGAACAGAAUGAAGCUGCGUUCAGUGUUGCAGUGUGUCGCUUCACUAAUACAGGAGAUGAUUGGUACGUCUUGGUGGGCGUUGCCCGAGACAUGAUCCUUAAUCCUAGAUCAGUGGGCGGAGGUUUCAUCUAUACCUACAGACUCGUUGGUGGAGGGGAGAAGCUGGAGUUUGUGCACAAGACACCGGUAGAGGACGUGCCUCUGGCCAUCGCUCCGUUCCAGGGACGAGCCCUUGUGGGUGUUGGAAAACUGCUAAGAAUCUAUGACCUAGGCAAAAAGAAGCUGCUUCGCAAGUGUGAGAACAAGCACGUUCCCAACCUAGUGACUGGCAUCCACACCAUUGGCCAGCGUGUGAUCAUAUCGGACGUCCAGGAGAGUCUGUUCUGGGUGCGCUACCGACGCAACGAGAAUCAGCUCAUCAUCUUUGCUGAUGACACGUAUCCCCGCUGGGUGACGACAGCCUGUCUGCUCGACUAUGACACCAUGGCCUCUGCUGACAAGUUUGGGAACAUCAGCAUUGUGCGUCUUCCUCCAAACACCAGUGAUGAUGUAGAUGAGGACCCUACAGGGAACAAAGCAUUAUGGGACAGAGGCCUCCUAAAUGGAGCAUCACAGAAGGCUGAGGUAACGGUGAACUACCAUGUAGGGGAAACCGUGUUAUCGCUCCAGAAAACCACUCUGAUCCCUGGAGGCUCAGAGUCGCUGGUCUACACCACUCUGUCCGGAGGCAUUGGUAUACUGGUCCCGUUCACCUCACAUGAGGAUCAUGACUUCUUCCAGCAUUUAGAGAUGCAUAUGCGAUCUGAGUUCCCUCCAAUGUGUGGCAGAGACCAUCUCAGCUUUAGAUCUUACUACUUCCCAGUAAAGAAUGUGAUAGAUGGAGAUCUGUGUGAGCAGUUUAACAGCAUGGAUCCUCACAAGCAGAAGAGUGUUGCAGAAGAACUGGACAGAACCCCACCUGAGGUGUCUAAGAAACUGGAGGACAUUCGCACUCGCUACGCUUUCUAACGCUACACAUCCACACAGCAAGAGGGGCAGAGACACACUCACCAGGACCAUUCAUACAGAUACUCCUAUUCAUAACAAAACGACAUGGAUUACGGAAGAUGUCGCAUACAUGUAAUUUCCAGAAAACAUGCUGAGUUAUGAUGCAGCUUGAAUGCACCUUCACCAGCGCGUCUGUACGUCAUCACCCACAGUUAUGUGAACAGCGGGGCCAUCUUUCCACCCGGUCACAACUUUAUGAUCGACUUACUGAGAAACUGUCGCACCUCCACAGAGCCAGUUAGCAAAACCACACGGCAACACAUGAACACCGCUAAUACGUUCCAAGAAUUGUUCUCACACGAAGUUGUGAGCAGCGGCUAGACACAGUGAUGUGUGAUUUCUCUCUCACACACCUGCAAAAUGAAUUCACACGACUGCUUGAGCAAUUUCGUUUGCUGUCAUCUGUUGCCACAGGAUGCACAUAGUCAGUUUUUCUAAAGGCUGUCUUGCUUUCACAAGUUAAGCAUAUGUAUUUCUAUUUGAUAAUUUGAUUCCACAAAUCCUGGACACAACUGACAUGAACUAAAAUCUGCCACUGUAACAGGAGUGAUGUUGUUUCUUCCAUAUUUGAGCUCAAAACAAACAUGCUUUUUUUUAUGCUGUGAUGUUUUUUAAUGUGUAUUAAUUACUUAUUUUGUCAUGAUCCUAAUACCACAAAUCCACAAAUUGUAUGUUUCAUGGGUUUGUAGUUGACAGUACUCGUUUUGCUUCUUUGUAACUGGGAACCGCGUUUAAGCUACGGCCACAGUUAAAAAACUGUUGCUAUGAUGUGGCUUUAGACGAGGGGUAAACUCAGACUACAUGGGUAGGAGAAUACUGAAGGUCUGCAUUGGGUGUUGUUCUCCUCUGUCCUGUAAAUUCCCAACCUCAGCCACAAGCACAGACAUAGCAUUCCUCAGUCGUCACUGGCCCUACGAGUUUGUGGGAUGGGGGCAAUGGUCCGUUUUUGUAAAUAAAGCUUUUGGUUUUUUUUUUACUUGAUAACUCA